Molecule: messenger RNA, 1234 nt
Organism: Linum trigynum
Lineage: Eukaryota; Viridiplantae; Streptophyta; Magnoliopsida; Malpighiales; Linaceae
Source: the annotation of a GenBank genome assembly
UAGGUAUUAUUAUUGCUUUGCUGUGCUGCUGUUGGUGAUGACAAUAAACCAUCGAUCUAGCUAUCUACCUCUCUCUCUCUCUCUCUAAAAAAAGAAAACCCAAAAAAGAGGUCGAUCGGACGAGAGCCGGUGACGGAAUGGGGGAGCAAUAUUAUUAUUACUCGCAGUUGAAUCGAACCUCUCCCAGCCCCAGCCGCCUUCUCCUCCAUCCGAAGAAAGGAAGCUCUUCCCAAACACCAAACGUCUCACCUUCCUCCUCUGCCGACCUCAUGAGCAGCGGUCCCCACGCGCCGGCGCUAUUUAUCACUCCGUCGCUGGCGGCGGAGGAAGCCAGCUCCCCGAGCAGCAGCAGCAAGAAGUCGGCGUACAGAGGGGUGAGGACGCGGCCGUGGGGGAAGUACGCGGCGGAGAUAAGGGAUUCGACCCGGCGCGGCGCGCGGGUGUGGCUGGGGACAUUCGACACGCCGGAGGCGGCGGCGCUGGCGUACGACCAGGCGGCGCUGUCCCUCCAGGGGGCCAAGGCCGUCCUCAACUUCCCCGCGGAUGACGUCAGCAGGUCCCUCCGGGAGAUGGGGUUCGACGCCGAACACUCCUCCCCUGCCCAGGCGCUCAAGAAGUCGCAUUACAUCAACCGCAAGGCCCUCCGCCGGCAGAACAAGAGAGACAAGGCCAAGGAGGCGGAGGAAGAAGAAGUGGUGGAGUUUGAAGAUCUUGGAGCUGCUUUCUUGGAGCAAUUGCUGUGCGAGAGCUCCUGCAGUAGCAGUACUACUGGGGCAAACUGCUUAACUUAAGUACUGGGGGUGGGGCAAACUGCACUUCAAAGAACUUCUUCAUCUUGUCUUGACCGUCCAUCUCAGGCUUUCUUCAGCUUAUGUUAUGAUCAUCAUGUCCUAAUUCAUGACGAUGCAGUAUCAGUAUGUGUGUGUAUGUAUACAUAGUAUUUUUGUACGUUAAAUGUAAAUAUAUAGUUGAAUUACUCGAUGAUCAAUUUUCUGUAGUCAUUCAUAUCUGCAACUUUCCAAUGGAUUAAUUAAGCAAAUGGGGCGAAAGUUGAGUGGUACUCAUGGGCCAUGGGGGACCAGCGUCUUAUUUCCUCUUUACGGAAGGUCUAAUCUCACAAUUCAUCAACUUGCCAAAUCCACUGCGAAUAGUGUCAUGUAAUAGCAAGUAGAAGUAGUUACUAGUUAGUACCACUUUGGACAAAAUGCUCCCAGAAAAAAGUGAAUGUUUUAUU